This is a messenger RNA of Encephalitozoon intestinalis ATCC 50506, 936 nucleotides long. RefSeq names its product putative GTP binding protein. Lineage: Eukaryota; Fungi; Microsporidia; Unikaryonidae. Bases 1 to 936 code for a protein of 311 amino acids. The record is from RefSeq and is a predicted model, not a curated record. The transcript has a single exon.
AUGGGGAUUAAAAAAAAACGACAAAGUAAGAGGCUGACCACAAGGAAGAGGGAAAGCAUGCUGAAGAAAUCAAGGAUAGAUGAGAGAAAGAAAAGAAGAAUGAACAGAAAGAUGCAAGCGAAAAUGGAGAAGGUUCCUCCAUCGGUUCUUAGAACAGAUGAAGAAAAUAUCCAAUAUGCAGAGAUAAAAAGAAUGGAAAAGCUCAGGAAGAUGGAGUAUGAAGAAACCUUAAAGAACUCGGAAAAGAAAGAACCGUAUCUCAAUGAAAUGGUGAGUCUGGUGUCUAAAAGUGAUGUGGUGAUUGAAGUUGUUGAUGCAAGAGACCCCGAUGGCAGCAGGAAUGGUGAAGCUGAGAAGAUAGUUUCCUUACACGGAAAAAAACUGAUUAUUAUUCUGAACUAUACACACUACGUUCCGAGGGAAAUAGUUAGUGAGUGGAAGGUGCACUUGAGAAAGAAUGGGGCCAAUUGUAUUGAAUUGGGGGAAGAAGAUAUAAGCUGGAUAGGAGAAGAAGCAAGGAUAGGGAUAUUUGGAAAUCCAGGAUCUGGGAAGAAUUUUGUUCUCCAGAGUAUUUCUAGGGUUCUAGGAAGGAAGCCGAAGUCGUCUAUUGUCUCAGUACCUCCGAGUGGAGUUACUCCAUCAAGUAUUCUUAGAGGAUGUAAUGGACUUAUUGGAAUACCAUUCAAAAGUUAUAUUGAUGCAAUUAUUGAAAGAAUCGACAAGAAAGAGGUUGCUAUCCUCCAUAGAAUACCUGAGUUUGGCAGCUCAGAAGAACUUUUGGAGAGUAUCUGCGAGGAGUACCAAAUAGAUGGAGAUAACAAACACAUUCGAUAUAUGAAGGCUAGCGAGAAGUUUCUGGAGAGUUUCCUUCUGCAUAAGAUCCUUUUUUGGAGGAGGGUUGAUGAAGAUGGACUAUCGUUUGCCUUUCCUUCGUAA